AUGGAAAAAGCAUUAACACCAGAGAUAACAUCAACAACAACAACAACAACGACAACGACAACGACAACGACAACGACAACAACGACAACGACAACAACGACAACGACAACGACAACAACGACAACGACAACGACAACAAGGACUGUACAAAUACUUCCUUCUGUCGUCAUUGACAGCAAUACAAAAUGGAAACAGCAUGCAGUUACAGUUGCUGGAGGAAAUGGACAAGGAAAUGAACUACAUCGAUUAAAUUUUCCUAUGGGUAUUUAUGUUGAUAACGAUGAUGAAAGUAUUUACAUUGCUGAAGGUAUGAACGAUCGUAUUGUUAGGUGGGAACUUGGCGCAAAGGAUGGUAAAAUCGUUGCAGGUGGAAAUGGACGUGGAAGUCAAAUAGAUCAAUUAAAUUUUCCAGUGGAUGUAAUUCUUGAUAAAGAGAAGAAAUACAUCAUCAUUUGUGAUAACGGCAACAGACGAGUGCUAAGAUGGUCUCGUCAAAAUAGUCAGAAUCAAGAAAUAUGGAUACCUAGUAUUAUUUGCCGGGGUUUUGCAAUGGAUAGUAAUGGAGAUAUUUAUAUUUCUGACAUGGAAAACCAUCAAGUGAGACGUUUUCAGGAAGGAGAUAUAGUAGGUAUAAUUGUAGCAGGUGGACAUGGAGUAGGAAAUGAGCUUAAUCAACUUAAUGGACCUUUUUUCAUCUUCGUCGAUGAAUAUUAUACAGUUUACGUAGUGGAUAAUGUGAAUAGUCGUGUGAUGAUAUGGAUGAAAAAUGCUACCGAAGGCGUUCGUUUUGCUCCUGGGCAAGCAUCUGAUAUGAAUCCCAGUCCGCUAAAUUACCCCAUCGGUGUAAUUGUUGAUCAUACGGGUAAUAUUUAUGUGUCGACGGGCGGAAGUCAUCAGAUAACGCGUUGGUCGCUAGGUGCAAUAGAAGGUACCCCUGUCGCUGGUGAAAUUCAAUGGGAAAGCGGAUCCAUGCAACUCAUAAAUGCAGAAGACUUAUCAUUUGAUCAUCAUGGUAAUCUUUAUGUUGUCGAUAGAGGUAAUAAUCGAAUACAAAAAUUUAUUAUUGAUCGUGACUGA
Adineta steineri is the source of this 1077-nucleotide messenger RNA. The record is from the annotation of a GenBank genome assembly. NCBI's taxonomy places the organism in Eukaryota, Metazoa, Rotifera, Eurotatoria, Adinetida, Adinetidae.